UGUUUUUUGUCAAAAGUGUGAUUAUAAACAAAUUGCUCACGUAGCGAAUGUGAGCGCAUGAAAAUUGUCCGUUUUCCGUAAUUUAUUGAACUCAAGGGCGGUAAGGUAUGAUUGCUCGCGUGUCGCUGCAGUAUUAUUCUUUCGAUGGAGUGUAGAAAAGUGGGAUAGCGGAGUCGAACCUCGGUGGUAUUAAUCUUACAACAACGCAUCAGCACAAUGGAUGCGAUACUGUCCAAAGGGAGCCUGGCUACACUGGCCACGGUUGCGACGGUUCUACAGUUUCUUACCGGGACGGUGAUUUGCAACCGAUACAUUAGAAAGAAGUCAACGGGAGAUACAUCCGCCUUUCCGUUCAUAUCCGGAUUUUUGUCAUGCUUCAUGUGGCUGAAGUAUGGAGUAUUAACCGAGGAAAGUACCGUGAUGCUGGUAAACUUCAUAGGAUCAGCGCUUUUCUUCUCCUAUACCGUAGUAUUUUUUAUAUUUUGUGUCAACAAGCGGGAAGUAAUUCGUCAAAUGAUGCUUAUAUCAUGCAUCAUAUUGAGCGCCACUUUUUACACGAUGUUUGAGCAGGACGCUGAAAAGUCGAUCCGAAUCAUAGGCCUGUUAUGCUGCUGUUUGGCGGUUCUGUUUUUCGCUUCGCCACUAACAAUGUUGGCGCACGUGAUACGUACACAAAAUACGGACAGUCUUCCUUUUCCAAUAAUUGUAGCAUCAUUUUUUGUAUGCUUCCUGUGGACCGCCUACGGCGUACUUAUUGGUGAUCGUUUUAUACAGGUUCCAAAUCUUCUUGGAGGAAUAUUGGCCGGAAUUCAAUUGACGUUGUAUGUGAUAUACCCGAAACAGAAAGCUUCCUCUAGCGGUGGACCACGCUAUUCACCUCUAGUAUCAGAAAACCCGAUUUUGUAGUAUUUGUUCUUCGAUGGUAAGUUAAGUAAGAAUGGGCCAGUGCGAUUCAUUUUGUUAAUAUUAUUUGCAUUAACAUUCAUGUUAAUACAAUUUAGUCAUUAAAGUUUAA
This is a messenger RNA of Anopheles maculipalpis, 1015 nucleotides long. RefSeq names its product sugar transporter SWEET1 (gene slv). Gene Ontology annotation, biological process: carbohydrate transport. The transcript has 5 exons. Bases 217 to 906 code for a protein of 229 amino acids. The record is from RefSeq and is a predicted model, not a curated record. Gene Ontology annotation, cellular component: membrane. NCBI's taxonomy places the organism in Eukaryota, Metazoa, Arthropoda, Insecta, Diptera, Culicidae. Gene Ontology annotation, molecular function: sugar transmembrane transporter activity.